AUGGGAACUUUCGAGGGCCAUAUACUUCCCGGAGCCGCCUUCCUGCUAUUCGGCUCGUGGGUGCAGUUCAACGUCCUGCGAGCAUACUUCAAGCACCCUGGCAGCUUCCAGUCUCAGGCGUGGUUUCCUACCCGCUCCUCAGGCCUCUGGCGCUACGCGGAGCUGAUUUUGAUCGCACUGGGAGCUACAGCCUCCAUACUCAUGGAGCUCGUGCUGACGCAGCCGCAUUUCUCGCCUCUCGACGAGAACCUCGUGAUUCGUCCAGACGCGCUCAACAACUUCGAGCACGCCGCCAUUUCCUUCUUUUUCCUCCUCUACGCUCUCACCUGCCUGCUCUGCGACCUCCUCCCCAGCCUCCCGCCGUACCUGCCGUACCUAGUGGGCGCCUCGGCUCUUGCUCAAGAGUUUCUGCUCUUUAAUUUCCACUCAGCGGAUCACAUGGGUUUGGAGGGCCACUACCACAUGCUACUGAGAAUUCCAAUCGCUAUCGGGGCUAUCACCGCGGUUUUUGAGAUUGCACACCCCACAUCCUUCAUGCUCUCUCUCGUACGCGCGAUGAGCUUCCAGCUGCAAGGCGGGGUGUUCAUCCAAAUCGCCCUGUGCAUCUGGGUGCCGUCGCUGGUGCCCCUUCACUGCGUGCGCGAUCCGAUUGUCAACACGGUUACAUGCGAAAGUGACAUGUGGCAUCACAGGGCGAAAGCCCUCGGCACUCUGCAGUUCACGUGGUGGAGUGCGGCUGUUGUGGUGAACGCAUUGCUUGCCACUAUUCUCGCCAGCCAAGCCUUUUCAGACCCAUUGGAAGGGGUGUACUCCAUUGUUGGUAAGGCACAGAAGGCCGACAUUCCAAGAGACGUUGAGAUGGAAGACUCUAGACGACUGUUAGAAGUUGCCUCCUCAGACGAGAAAUCUCUCAAGGGGAACUCGUUUGCAGGGUCUGCACAUACAAGUGUGGGUGGAUGA
Closterium sp. Naga37s-1 is the source of this 960-nucleotide messenger RNA. NCBI's taxonomy places the organism in Eukaryota, Viridiplantae, Streptophyta, Zygnematophyceae, Desmidiales, Closteriaceae. The record is from the annotation of a GenBank genome assembly.